Molecule: messenger RNA, 1668 nt
Organism: Neoarthrinium moseri
Lineage: Eukaryota; Fungi; Ascomycota; Sordariomycetes; Amphisphaeriales; Apiosporaceae
Exons: 7
Coding region: 1-1668 (555 amino acids)
Biological process (GO): transmembrane transport; carbohydrate transport
Cellular component (GO): membrane
Molecular function (GO): carbohydrate:proton symporter activity
Source: RefSeq, a predicted model, not a curated record
AUGGAGGACACCAAGCAUGACGGAGUCCUUGACUCCAAGAUUGCAACUGCAGAACAUGAGGAAGGUAUACUCAGCCUCAACAUGGAGGAACUGGCUUACGGCCCUGCCGGAGUCCGUGGCAUCUUCACCUCCUCCUAUGUUGCCUUCUGCGCUGCCUUUGCCACCAUUGGUGGUCUACUAUUUGGAUACGACCAGGGUGUGAUCUCGGUCACCCUCGUGAUGGACCACUUUCUCGAUCGAUUCCCCGAAGUCGCCGACGGCGCCGCUGGCUCUGGCUUCGCCAAGGGUCUGAUGACUGCCAUGAUUACCUUGGGAGCCUUCAUUGGUGCCUUGAACCAGACCUGGACGGCCGACAAGUUCUCGCGAAAGUACACGAUCAUGAUUGCGGUAGUAGUCUUCAUCAUCGGUUCUGCCCUACAGACUGCGGCGACCUCGUACGCUAUGUUGGUAGCUGCGCGCUUCAUUGGCGGCAUCGGCAUCGGAAUGUUGAGUGGUGUCGUCCCCCUUUACAUCGGAGAAAUCGCCGCGCCAGAAAUCCGAGGCACCCUCCUCGUCUUCGAGCAGAUCUCCAUCGUCACCGGUGUCGUGGUCGCCUUCUGGAUUACAUAUGGAACCAAGGACAUCAACAGCGCGUGGUCGUGGCAGCUGCCCUUCCUGUUGCAGAUUGUGCCUGCUUUGUUCCUUGGUUUCGGCGCCAUACUCCUCCCACUUUCACCUCGAUGGCUGGCAACCAAGGGCCGAGAAGAGGAAGCCCUCCACAACCUCGCUAAGCUCAGACAGCUACCCACGACCGACCACCGAGUCCGACAGGAGUGGAUGGAGGUCAUCGCCGAGUCCAAGUUCCAGAAACAAGUGCUUGCAGAACGCCACCCACAACUCGUGGCCAGUGAGAGCUUGUCGAGCAAGCUGAAGCUGGAAGUUGUCUCCUGGACUGACUGCUUCAAGAGCGGCUGCUGGCGAAGAACGCAAGUUGGCGCUGGACUCAUGUUCUUCCAACAGUUCGUGGGUAUCAACGCUCUUAUCUAUUACUCGCCAACGCUCUUCGCAACAAUGGGUUUGAACCACGAAAUGCAGUUAAUCAUGUCGGGAGUCCUCAACAUGGUUCAGCUGGUUGGUUGUUUCACUGCCAUCUGGUCUCUGGAUCACCUCGGAAGACGCAAGCUCCUGUUGUCUGGUUCCAUUGGCAUGGCAGUGUCGCACGCGAUCAUCGCAAUCCUGGUUGGAAAGUUCUCGUAUGACUGGCCGUCGAACACCUCGGCGGGUUGGGCAAGUGUUGCUUUCCUAAUGAUCUUCAUGCUCGCUUAUGGCUGUACCUGGGGUCCGGUUCCGUGGGCGAUGCCUGCUGAGAUCUUCCCGUCGUCGCUUCGAGCCAAGGGUGUGGGUAUCAGCACAGCUUCCAAUUGGUUCAACAACUUCAUUAUUGGCCUGAUUACGCCUCCGCUGGUGCAGAGCACAGGAUUUGGUGCCUACGUGUUCUUCGCUGUGUUCAGUCUGCUGUCUUUUGUGUGGGCCUAUUUCUGCGUGCCCGAGACGGCCCGGAAGACGCUGGAGCAGAUGGACGAGGUGUUCAAGGACCGAGGCAACACGGCUGACGUGGCAAAGAAGCAGCAGAUCAUGUCAGAAGUCAUCCGGGAGAAGACUGGUGUCAAUCCUCUGGCAGAGCCGUAG